AAGUUUCCAGCAGCUUUUGAAUGAGAAAGGAAAGGACUUCCCCUGAGGUGACUAACGGGUAAGUAGGUACGUACUCUGCAGUUUUAAGUUCUACUUGCUACUAUACGGGACAAACAUGAGUACCGGAAUUUCAGGAGCACGAGCAAUCGCUUUCUGUUGAUUUUUCGUCAGUGUUGUCCCCCUCGUCUCACAUCUAGAUUUACAUGCCACCACUCUAAUUUUUGCGUGGGUAAAACAAGAAGUAAUGUCUUCGCUCUUCCAGUUACGACGUGUUGUUGGGGCGGAUGUAGGCGAAGAUACAACCUCCACAACGUCGUCAACAGCGGGACGACCACGCCGCACGAGGAAGGUAUUCGAAGCACUAAAAAAGGUCGUCCUUCUCGGGAGAAGCAAGACGUCGCGGAGCACCAGCAGGUCUUCCGCGAUCAUGAAGAGCAAGGGGCCUGUUUCAAGAAUGACACGUGGUCGCCCAGAACAGCCCCAGCUGGCUUCGCUUUGCUUGUCGGCAGCUGCAGCCUUCGCUCUCCUCUGUUCGGUCUUUGUUCCUGAGCAUAAUGAUCCUGCUGUACUAUUCGUUCGCUUGGCCGCCGGGUUCUCAGUGACGUCUUUGAAUAAGAAGAAAACCAGUUCUACUUCUCGAAUUGGCAGCACUACGCGAACGGGAAAAAUAAAGAAGAUACGACAGAACAACAGGAAGAACUCUUUUGGAAACAACAAGAAAAGCAGCAUGCUGGGACAAGUUCAAGGAGAAAACCAGAAGCAGGCGCAAAGUUCGAAGAUCAAAAAUCGGAUCCGCGCGGCGACGAAUAGUGGAGGUAGAAGUUCAGGCUCUUCUCCUGCUGCUGGUCAUGCAGUGCGACGACGAGGAGCAGGUGACCCCGUUGCUUCUACUUUCGAAGAAAAAGCAGCUGCAGAUCCUCGUAUAGAUUUCCUGGACGAUGAACUGCAGGAAGGCACACGUAGUGGAAAAGAAGAACGUGGUCAAGAUGAAGAACACCUGCAACACGACCCGACCUCCACCAGCAUGUUAGAAGAAGGAAAAACGUCGCAUGCCACCGCCGCUGCUGCUGCGGCGGGAGAACCUCCACUGCUGGGCCUCACAACGUCUUGCUGUGGCACGGAUAAGGAACAGGAGGAGAAUAAGGUAGAUCUUACCACGUCGACGAGCAGGACCUCCAACGGGCGACACCAGCCGAACUCGGAAAGUGUCCACGCUGUACCGCCCACAAGUGGCGGCCGCGGGGAGCAGGAUCAUGAAAAGAGCGACCGCACGUCCACAGCGCUGGCGACGGUGAAGAAGAUGAAGAGGACCCCGGCGCAGCAGCCCCCUGUUGCUUCACAACUGAAGAUGAGCAGCAAUAGUGUUCUUAGUGUUGACCGCACAGGCUUGGGACACUGCGCCGGCGAAAGAAACAUACCGAAUACCAGCCCGCGCACGGCAACGGAUCUUGGAGAAUUGUACCAGGUCAAAGGGCCCGCUUACAAGUGGUGCUCCCCGCCGUCCGGGUCGCGUUGUGAGUAUCAUUUCGCAGAUAAUGCGGUGACCGACGAGGAUUACGCCUUCCCCUUCCCCUCAGACGUAUCGGCAAGCAAGUGCUACUAUCGGCGCGGCCCGUACAAAGGUAAGCAGGCCGAUUUGGACCAUGGGGUAGAAGAGUGUCGGCACCUGUGUGACCACAUUGAGGGCUGCACGUUCUACGCGGCAGAAUACAUGGAAUCCGAGGAAGAAGGGUGGGUCGACGGCGAAGAGGAGCGAUACCAGUGCCAUUUCUACGCGAUCAUAUCAAAUGCAAAAAUGUCUGUGUCUGGAAGAUUCUGACACUUGUCUUGCACGUUUUGCAUGAGCCAUGAUGUCUGUGAUGCACCCCCAUAGCAAUACAGAUUUUUUGAGGGCUUCUUGAUGCGUAUUCCGCAUGCCAAGUGCCUUCUCAGCGUAGCAAAAAUUGCCUUUCCUGUGGUACUCAUGCGAUACAAUUUUUUUUGGAAUCCAAAUGCAGCAUCACAAGUUGCAUUCUCCCAGCCCCAGACAUUUUUACAUUUGAUAGAUCAAGAAGCCGGAGUACUACAAUAACCCCUCGAACGCCGCGAAAUGCAAACCGACCCCACAUAGCUGGAUCAACGAUUACCACACUGGUACCGGCAUUUACGCCUAUCCGGUGUUUAUUUUUCAAUGCGUAGCAGGACAGCCAAAUCAAAGUCUGGUGAUUUGUCAGUGCGCCAAUGGAGAGAAAAACGAAGACGCGGAGUCCUGUCCGGCACACCUGGCGCAGAACUGCGAAUCGUGUGACGAAUCAAAGUGGAGGAAAAGGCAAAAUUGGCCGCAAACGGGCCACACUUCCUGCUGGCCCAAGUGUGGUUCCAAUUCUAAUCAGCUAUGUCACCAGAAGGAGGGAAGCAACGGUAGCAACGGCUACUACAUCCCGUCACCCGACGAAACGUACUGCGCCGACGACGUUCCUUACACCUACAAUGAUGGGAGCUGGCCCUUUACCCAGUGCCGCGACAGUUGCUGCAGACGGGGCUGCAAGAAGCCCGUCGCCGGCGUUCUGAAUAAACUACAGGGGAGCAUAAGCAAUUCUAACUGGCAGUCGCGUUUGCGCGCUGUGAACUGGUUACCCGGCAUGACUGAAGGCGCCGCCAAUGCUAUCUCCGGCGUGAGCUGUAAAGACGAAUGGGACCCAAACUACCCGGCCGAAUUCUAUUGCGAAACCGCGGGCGAGUAUCCUAUGUAAAAACGUACCCACCCCAUAGUCAAGAUGGGGAAUCGGCUAGACAAAUCGACAAGCUUUGGCUGUUUCGCAUGACAAAUUUGGACGCGUAGUGUAGUGCUGUUUGAGCUAGUUCAGCAGCAUUACAGAUCUAGUCUCUCAUGCUGAUUGGAGCAUGACAAAUUUCAAAACAGCAUUGGAAAAUGCUUCUCAUGGGGCUCCGCAUGAGAAACAUUCUAAGCAUGCAGAUUUGCAUGACAACUAUGGUGUGGGGACGUUUUUACACAGGAUAGCGAGCCACUGAAAAUGAAGGGGUGCGACCAGAAGACUUGCGAGUUAUCCUGUGCAAAAGUAUCGUACUCAUAGUAAUCUCAGUCAUGCAUUACAAAUUUCUUUGUCAAGUCAAAUCCGCAUUACAAAUUUUAUUUCUCAUGCUGAGGAAAUUUGCAAUGCAUCUAUACGAGUGUGAUACUUUUGCAAUUCAUACGAGUGCCCCAACGGCAACCCUGACGCCAGCGCGUGUGAUAAACAUGGCGACAUACAGUGCGCGAGCUGCACGGAUUCGAACAGAUGGAUUCUGCGGACCGACAACUGGCCCGCCGUUGGGCAAAAGGGUUGCUUUCCAAAGUGCGGGGCGAGUAAUGCGCUAGGCUGUCCCAAAAAGAAUGCGAACGGCGUUCAUUUCAUCCCAACUAGCAAUCCAGACGAAUUAUGCACCAACGUCGCCGACAGCGACGCCCGGACACUCAAUUUCGACCCCGCUGCCAAAUGCCGCGAGACCUGCUGCAAGCAAGGGUGCAAAGUUCCAAGUAGCGCGGCCCUGGGGAAACUGAAUAGGGGCGCGGGCUGGGGGAACUGGAAAACCGAGCUGGUGACAGAAAAGUUCACACCGGGCAUGACCAUGGCUGGUGCGAAAACGAUCUCCGGUGUGGCCUGCAACCCCGAGUGGGACCCGAGCUCCCCAGCCAAAUUCUACUGCGAAAAUCCGGGGCAGCCACUGCAGCUGAAGGGAUGCGACCAGAAGACUUGCCGUUGCCCCCACGGAACUCUCGAUGAGGGCGCGUGUGACAAGCACGGGGACAUCCAGUGUGCGAGCUGCACCGCCCCGAACAAAUGGACGCUGCGGAACAACUGGCCCGCCCCUGGCCAAAAAGGUUGCUUUCCGAAGUGCGGGACUUCUGCCUACCAAAAUUGCGCCGCGCUAGGUGCAGGAAGUGGAAUUCACUACAUUGCCAGCGACAGUGGAACUCUUUGCGAAGGUAUUGAUGAUUCGAACGCCCUGGAUGAGGAUCAGAGCCUCGACCCCAAAACUGCUUGUCAAACCAGCUGCUGUAGGCAGGGGUGCAUGGUUCCGAGCGCCGCCGACCUUGCGAAACUGAAUCGGGACGCGAACUGGAACAAGUGGGGAAUCGAACUUAUCCAGCAGAAAUUCUUGCCGGGGAGUGGAGCGAAAUCGAUCAGCGGCGUAUCAUGCAACGGCGACUGGGACCAGAGUAGUCAACCGAAGUUCUAUUGCGACAGCCCAGGAGAAGCACUGAAAAUGACGGGCUGUGAUGUGAAAACUUGCAGCUGUCCCAACGGCGCUGUCGAUUCGGGCUCGUGCGCUGCGCACGGCCAAAUUCAGUGUCAAAGCUGCGGUGACCCGGCUAAAUGGACGCUGCGGAACAACUGGCCCAGCGUUGGAGAAAAAGGCUGCUUUCUAUCCACAGUAAAUUUCCCGCACACGUACAAAUGCGGUCUCUGCAUGACAAAACUGCGGCUCGAGCCUCAUUUGGCAUGACAAAUCUUACACCCCAAUGAAUUGGUGAAAUUUGUGAUGCAUUUUGUACAUGUACAGGAAUGGAAAUUUGUAUUGCAUACUUUCCGAUUUGCGGCGAUGCCUCCAACCAAGAUUGCGCCCAGCCGGAUGGAAACUCGGUGUACUUUAUCCCUACAACCCCCGCGGAAACUUAUUGUCCAGGGGUGAGCAACACCGUAGCCCUUAUUAAUGGGCAGUACCCCACUGAUACCUGCCACGACCACUGCUGCAGACAAGGGUGCAAGAACCCGGGGAGCGCGGCGCUCGCGAAGCUUGGUGACAACUUGGGAACUGGUUUUGACUGGACGAGCUACUUGACGAGUGAGAACGCGCUGCCGCGUGGGGAUUUCGCUUUCGUGCAGCGUGGGAUUGAAAAACCAAGCGGGGAGGGUUUCAUCUCUGCCCCAUGGAACACGUGCGUAUCCUGUGCAAAAGUAUCGUACUCGUAGUAAUUACAGUCAUGCAUUACAAAUUUUUCUCUCAAGUUAAAUCCGCAUUACAAAUUUUAUUUCUCAUGCUGAGGAAAUUUGUCAUGCGAUUUAUACUAGUACGAUGCUUUUGCAUUUCAUAGUGCGACUCCACCGGUGACACCCCACUGGCCGUCAGCAAACUUACGGACCGGUUCCCGGUUCGUUGCUGCGGCGACGAGGACCUUGUGGCCAGCUUAUGAACGUGAAAUAACGCAUGAUGAUCAUGAUGUCAUAGGCUGGGUCUUGAUAAAUAAAGAGCCUACAUCAAGAUGAACUUCUACACCGAUUUCUUAGUUUAGUAAAAAUCGUUCUCCUUGCUCGGCGUGGACAGACAGACCGACGCAGUUCGAGCCAGUGCCAGAAAAACCGCUUCUAUUGAAAGCAGCUCGUGUCGUUUUUGGUUUGGUGCUGUGUCAUGCAAAACGUGCACGAGCUAGAGUUUGUGCCAUGGCCAUGCUGAUGCAGUUGCAGCAUAAUGUUGAAAUUCUGCUGCGUUGUAGCUAGUUUAUCCGGCUAAAAAAUUAUUACCUCUCCCAAGAAAUCACGAGCACGAUUCCUUUCGAGACCCAGAAGAUAUAAUUAUCGCGUUUUUUACACGUGAUAGUAUGGCGCUUUCGUUUCCAGCAAGUCCAUCGUCAACCCGCGAGACACUAACACGCGAGUCGACUGCAAGACGCCGGCAGGGCCAGAUGGCAGCCAAAUGUGUAAAGCUGACUGGGCAGUUUCGGAGCUUUACACGUACGAAGACGCCGUCCAGCUCUGCGAGAACACGGGCAACCGGAUAUCCUAUGUAAAAACGUCCCCACACCAGAGUCAAGCUGGGGAUCUCGCAACACAAAUCGAGAAGUUUUGGGGGUCCAGCAUGACAAGUUCGUCUCUCUAUUGUAGUGCAGUUUAGCAAGCACAGCCGCAACACAAAUCCAUCUACUCAUCCUGUCGACAGCAUUACAAAGCGCAAAACGCGAUUGGAAAUGCCUCUCAUGUGGAUGCGCAUUACAAAUCUUCCUGUAGCUGCAAAUCUGCAUGACAACUCUGGGGUGGGUACAUUUUUGCUCAGGAUAGCGGAGGUUGUGCACGCCGGAGGAACUGAUGACGAAGCGCGAAGUAUCCUAUUUAAAAACGUCCCCACACUAUAGUUGUCAUGCAAAUCUGCAUGCUUAAAAUGUUUCUCAUGCGGAACCUCAUGAGAAGCAUUUUCUAAUGGUGUUUUGAAAUUUGUCAUGCUCCAAUCAGCAUGAGAGACUAGAUCUGUGAUGCUGCUGAGCUAGCUCAAACAGCACUACGCGACGAAUCCAAAUUUGUCAUGCAGAACAGCCAAAACUUGUGGAUUUGUCUGGCCGAUUCCCCAUCCUGACUCUGGUGUGGGGACGUUUUUACAAAUGAUACGAAGAUCAGAACUUUCUGUGUCAGGGCACCGGCGGCGGCUGCGACAAUGGCUGCAUCUGGACCGCGACGACACCCAUUACCGUCAUAGGGGCGCAGUGCCGGACCGGCGCCUUUACCGGCGCUGCGCCGACGUUCUUUUGCGACAAUCCCGGCGAGGAAAUGCGGAUGGAGGGGUGCGAAUUGCAGGUGGUCGACUGUGUGGGGGCCUGGGACUUUGCUACAGAUGCCGACCUUAUCGAACAACAGUGUGAGGGCAACGGAGAAACAUUGACCCGGUUUCACACUCAAACCACCCCCGCAGAAAAUGGCGGAGCGGAGUGCGAGCACCACGACGGGAAAGACAUUAUGGUUCAGUGUCCGUUUAUGGAUGUGUCAGGUUUGAAAUCGUCAGAGUUGAAAUAGUUUGCCAUGCAUAAAAUGGAUGCCAGUUGGAGCCCAGUUUUUAAAUGGCGCAUGACAAGUUUUGGUGGUGCCUGAAUCCAGUUUGUAAUGCUGUUUGGGUAAGGAAGACGCGUUUUAUUGUCAUGCUACUUUAGCAGCUCUAUCUCUACCCCUCAACAGGCUUGCAAUCUGCCAUCCUUGCCUACUCUGCAAGACAGGCACUUUGUGGGUUGCAUUUUAUGCAUCACAAAUUAUUUCAACUUUGUCGAUUUCAAACCUGACGCUUCCAUACCGUUGUACAGCUGCCGGUGCGACAACGGUGAACCCGAGACGGGGUCAGCGUGCGCUGCUGAUGGUAGUACGGUCUGGUGUUUGGAAUGGAAGUGCUACGACGGGAACCAUGCAGUAGUACUCAAUGGGACCACGAGGUGCGAAGUGAAUCAGUGCAGGUGCGACCAUGGUAUCGCCGCCACUGGGGUGAACUGUACCGCGGAUGGCCUGACGGUCGGUUGCGUCGACUGCAGCAAGAUGACGGGGUACCGCACGACGCCAAGCUCGGACGGGCAGACCCAGCAGUGCAUUUUGAUGCAGUGCAGCUGUCCGGACGGAAGGGGUCCGCCCAAAACGGGCGAGGAGUGCGCACCCGGGGACGGGAGCGUCCAGAAGUGCGAGAGCUGCACCGCAGUGGGCUUCCAUCUGGACGAGGCAACGGAACUCUGUGUCGCAAACGUCUGCACCUGUUCGCACGGCACGGCGGCGAACGGAACAGCGUGUACUUCCCACGACGCGGAAAUCUGCACUAGUUGCGACGUCAGCGGGGGCUUUCACCUGGAAGAUUAUACUGCAAAUGACGGAACGACGUCGAAUAAAAUGUGUGUCGCCAACAACUGCACUUGCAGCGAAGCCGGCGGGAGUCCUGCGGUUGGUGCGGAGUGCACCACACACAACGCGGAGAUUUGUGCUGUUACUUCCACGCCAACAAGUUCUACCUCCGCGACAUCGGCUAAUGUUGGUGGAGAUGAAACUUCGACUACGACAACCACAACGACUGCAACUUCUUCUGCUACUGGUAACAGCACGCAAGAUCGGCAUUUGCUUGACGACGAAAAAGUAGAAGAAAUCAAGUUUACCAACGACACUACCGAUGAAACAACGACCGAGACCACCACCGAAACUUCCGGGGGGUUAAGCGCCGGCGUGGUUGGCGCUGUCGUUGGCGUUUUGUUUCUCAUUCUUGCCGUACUGGCAGUCUGGUUUUUCGUGCUCCGGACAGAUAAGGACGAAAAGGAUGUUGCGCCGCAAGCAACAGCUACCCCACCAGCACAGGAUACAACCCCCGGGAAAACUCCACCUCGCAAGUCAUCCGACCUGCGCUUUGAAUUCGAGCCGGUCAACAACGCCCUGUUGGAUGCGGGUUUGACGGCCGCCUACGCGGGGCAGCUGGCACACCAGAUUUGCGAUGAGGAUGUGGAAGACGACGACGUAUUGGCGAAACCGACCGACGCGCGUGAUUCGCUCAUCAUGAGGCGGCUUGGCCUCGAGUUUCUCGACGAGGAUCCGGAACGGGUGGGUCGCCUCCGCGGCUUCCUCCUUAACGUGGCGAAACAGCAAAGGAAAAAGAGCAUUCUGAACCAUGAUGAAGGUGGUCAACAGACCAGAAUGUCCGCCGCAGCGAAUGCGCAGGCUGGGUCGACGGUAGUGCACUUGCACAGAGGCACAGGCACUUCUGGCACGACCGCGACCGGACUUGGAGCCGAUUUUUCGGAGCAAACCAUUAAAAGCCACAUGACUACUAGCACCGGCGGGACGGAGGUGGAUCAGGAACUUGGCCAGCAGGGCAACGACCACGACGAGCAGGCGAUGACCCUGAAUUUGGAUGAAACCAAGCAGAAACUCGCUGAGGAAGGGUUUUCCCCGCGCGCCGCGGAGUUUCUCGCGGGCAAGCUGGCCGAGCGGGCUGCGGCAAUGGAACAUCAAAUGGGAGGUGGUGGACCAGCACGUCGGUCGCAAGGAACAACGCACAGCGGUGUGUCCAAUGCCACAGCGGGGUACCUGCGAGCUUCGAACGAAACCGUCGCUAUGCAGGAAAACUCGGCGGGCGAGGAGCAGGCUGGUGGUGCAGGGCCAUCAAUGAAGCGAAACAAGGAGCAACUGACGCCGGCGGCGCGGCUGGCACAGCUGAUGAAAAUUUCGCCGGAGGAUCUGGAAGAGUGGGACUGGGAGAUGCACGUGGAACAGGCUGACAAGGAAAAGAUGGUGGUAUGGAUUGCAAGUAUGUCUGGGUCUGGAAACUUGUGAUGCUGAGUCGUGAAUAGUGAAUGCUCUGUAAUGCAAAGCCAAGCAAGAGAAAUAUUUGCGCGGGUCAGUAUUCUAUUGCGCUUUUCGCAUAAAAAGCAGCGUUUUUGCAUCACAAGAGAAAGGAUUUCUUAUUGGACACGCAUGACAAACUCUUCAGUCAUGCCAGACAGGCAUGACAAACGUUACAUCCUUCCAGACCCAGACAUGUUUGCUCUUGAUAGCUGGAAAUGAUGGAGAAAUUCGGCGACGCGGAGUAUCUCCAGCGCUUCGGAUAUGGAUGUGUCAGGAUUGAAAUUGACAAAGUUGAAAUAACUUGUAAUGCAUAAAAUCGAUACCAACAGGACCCACAGUUUCUAGUCGGUGCAUGACAAAUUUUGUUUGUACCGGAGGCCAGUUUGUCAUGCUGUUUCGGGCAAAGGGGCUCCCCUCUGUGAUGCUAAUCAGCAGCCCCAUUCUCGACCCUUACCAGCACUACAAUCUGCCUCCCUUGCGUCCUCUGCAAUAGAGGCAAUUCCUGCGUUGCAUUUUAUGCAUGACAAACUAUUUCAACUCUGACGAUUUCGAUCCUGACACAACCAUAUCGGCAACUUCCUGGUGCCGGCGCACACGACCAAAAAGAAAAAAAAUCGCCACUCCACCCGGGUCAUCAACUUCAACCUGCGUGCCUUCGCCGAGGUCGAGGAUCUCACUUUCGGGGACACGGAAGCCGUGAACGCACUGGCGAAUUUUGUCGCUGUCAUGCCACCCAAGAAACGGUUCGAAAGAAAACACGACAAUAAAGAUCAUAGCCAGAGGAUGAGUACAGCAUCGACGUCUCAUGCGACAAAGAUCCAACCUGGAGAUGGAAACCUCCUGCCCCAACAAGAACAUGGGCAACAUCAACAGGACGAACAACGUGGUGGCUCCUUUGCCCGGCGUAGCAGCAUAGACAAGAAGGCCCUGGCCAGCGGGAUCCUCGGGAGUGGGAAAAACUUUUUGGGAAACAACAGUCCUAAAAAUUCGCCCAUGAUGUUCCCUAAUUUGGAUGAAAAAGACCUCGAGACCGGAAGCUUUGACUCCGGUGGGGACCACCAGCACGAGACCUCGCCGGUGGAGAGUGUCUUGCCCAGUGCCGUCGGCGCGUAUCAUGUGAGCAAGCCUCCGCUGGUUUCUUCAGCCGUCUCAGAAUCCUCGGAGGACUCAGGGGGGGAGGAGGCAGAGACGAGCGGGGAUCUUGAGGGGCAAACCACGCCCGGGGGCACGAUUGUGAGGAAAAAGAAAAAAAUUGUGAAAAAAAAGAAAGCCACUGGCACGACCACCGCUGGCACUUCUCCACCUGCAGCAGGUGCAACUACGAGUAGCAAGCCGACAAAAAUUCCUAGUUCGUUGCCAUUCCCAUUGCCGCAUAAGAAAACCGCCGGUGGUGCUUCUCCCGCUGGCACCAGCGUUGCGUCUUCUGGCAGCGAGACAGAAGGUGGAGCAGCUUCUACGGGUGAGGCGAGUAAGAAGGAAAUGAAAGCUGCUGGUGCUGCUGGUCAGCCACAUCACAAGAAGAAAUCGACCACUGCUGCCAGCACGACCAAAGUAGAUAAGAAGCAUUUUGACGCCGAAACGGAGAAUUUGGUGCACCAAGCCACCGAGGCGCUUGUUGACGUGGGUUUCAAGAAGCAGCAUGCGACCAAGAUUGCGGAAAAGAUUGCGGGCAAAACGGCUGCGGAGUUGGGGGAGAAAGCGCUGGCCUUAACGGAGGAAGAAAAGAAGAUUGCGGCGGCCGGACUGGCAGGGGCUACGGUGAAUGACUUGCAAGACCUCGCGGAGGAGUUGGUGGCGCAGAAAGCGGCCUUCUUCGCGAAGCAGCUCUCGCCGGAAUCGCAGGCGCAGGCGGCCAAGAGCAAAGCGGUCGGCCAGCCUUUAUCGCUCCUGGGAGAAAAAUGCGCGUCGCCGGGAAAGCCGAAAGCCAAGCGAAAAGCGAAGGCAAAACACAAGGCGAAGGGUAAGGAGGGCGAAGUUUCGACGGGGGAAGAGGAGGGGCACCUACGAGACGAGGAGAUCUUUUCUUUCGCUUAAGCGGCUGCUGCACCGAAUAAAAAGAUCUGAAGUUGUUGCUAUAGAGGGUCCUCGUCCUCGUUUCUUUACAACUCAGUUCUUGCUUUUUUUCAUUUGCAGUUGGCAGGAACAGGCAAAACGAAAUACAUGCUGCGUGAUUCCCACUUUAAAAACUAUUUGAUAGACAUUCUUGUUUUUUCUUUGUUAGUCACACAUACACACACAGUUUAAGAUUAUCGCAUUUCCAUUUAGUUUCGUUGUAUUCGUAUUCGUAUUUUUCCAUCAUGUGGGUGCGAUGCCACCAGCACACACGACAGAAGAAUUUUUACCUGUUAGUACUAGUAGUACUUCUCAGGGUUUAGUCUUUUUUCGUUCAUCGCAAAUUUUAGCCUUUUUU
This is a messenger RNA of Amoebophrya sp. A120, 11463 nucleotides long. The record is from the annotation of a GenBank genome assembly. NCBI's taxonomy places the organism in Eukaryota, Dinophyceae, Syndiniales, Amoebophryaceae.